AUGGAUUUGGAAACAGCGCGCGCCAAUUAUCCAAACAGACUAGAGAGGUUAGAAGAAGAACGUCUUAUGGACAUGCCUUUCAAUGUUAGUGAACCGCAAGUUGAAGGACACGACGGCUUUGCCAGAUUCUAUUGGAAACAUGACGAACAAUUGCAUCCUUUGAGAAGGAAAAAAGGAAAAGGUGAAGACAAACAUGCUCCCAUGGAAAGAACAAGAUAUGCAUAUGAAAAGUACCGUGAAGUUAGAAGUCAAAUUACAUCUGGUCGAACCUUUACAGUAAACUUUGACGAAGGAAAGAACAAAGAAGGCUUCAUGGGAGUACUUGCUGCCAUACAAGACGGAAAUAAGAAAGGAUACAAUCUCAGAUUGACCAUAACAGAUUUGGAUGGUCACAUUUACUAUGCACAUGGCAAUGUCACAACAGCUGCAAUGCUUCUUGACGCUUUCAAGACUACAAAGAGAGAACAAAUGGUUGACUCCGACUCAGACAUUUUGAAUGCAAUUGAAGGAAUUGCAAGUGUAAAAUUUGAAUGGUACCAACCUAACCCUCAAGCAGUCAGACAACAUGCUGGAUACUUCCC
Messenger RNA from Trichomonas vaginalis G3, 581 nucleotides. RefSeq lists its product as uncharacterized. The transcript has a single exon. Lineage: Eukaryota; Parabasalia; Trichomonadida; Trichomonadidae. The annotation marks the transcript as partial. The record is from RefSeq and is a predicted model, not a curated record.